Molecule: messenger RNA, 1647 nt
Organism: Protopolystoma xenopodis
Lineage: Eukaryota; Metazoa; Platyhelminthes; Monogenea; Polystomatidea; Polystomatidae
Source: the annotation of a GenBank genome assembly
AUGGCUAUUCAGCCUUUGGGGGAUAUUUCCGUUUUCGCCCUGAUUGGUCAGUUCGGCUGGCCAAUCACGUGCGCCGUUUCACUCUCGUCCCAUUGUUCAUCUGCCCGGUCUGGAGGAGAGAUGGUUCGGAUCGCGAUUUCGCAGAGUGUUCGCUGCGUGUGUGUUGAAGGUCCUCGGAAUAGUCAGACCUCUUCGGCCAGGCAUGCCGGUCUCGGAUACCUUGUCUGCUCAGUCGGCCGACAGCUAGCCGUCGACUCAUCGGUCUACAUCCCAGCGUUAAGAGAGCGAGAAUGCAAGAGAGCCAGGCUCGAGCCGCGCCAGGCUGCUGAGACGGUGAGCGGACGGCACCGGCGCCUCGAUGCCGGUCUCCGAGACGGAGGCGCGCCGAUCGGCGCGUCGACCGGGCCGAGUCUAGACAGACGCUCGGCCCAUCCGAGCAUGGCCGAGGCAGACGAGUCGGCGGCCCGGCACGUGGAGCUGUUGACGACGGCCGAACUCAUCACCGGCCUCGUCUGCUACCCGAUCGCCUGCCUCGUCGGGUUGGUCACCAACGCGCUUUGUCUGCUCGUCUUCUUGCGGCCCGACAUGCGCGGCCUCAGCACCAACACGUAUCUGGCCGCGCUGGCUCUGGCCGACCUGAUGAAGCUGGCCAACGACUUUGUCUACACGCCCGGCGUGCUGGUGAAGAUGCUCGAGCACUCGGACGCCGCCUUUCCGCGCUACUACCCCUACGCCUACUUCUUCAACCAGUUCCUCGCCAGCGUCACCGCUUGGCUCACUGUCGCCGUCGCCAUGGAGCGCUUCCUGCUCGUGCUCCGACCCGUCGACUCUCGCGCCUACCUCACGCUGCGCAAGGCGCGCAUCGAGUGCGCCGCCGUCUUCGUCGGUCUCUUCCUGCUCAAUCUGCCCGGCAUCUUCCGCUACCGGCCGGUCGUCCGAGCCCCGACGACCGGCCGCGGCGGCGGCAACUCGACGCGCUCUGGCAGCAUCGAGAGCCUCGAGACCAGCUGGUUCUGGCGUCUCGACCAGUUCAAGCAGGCCUACAUCAUCCCGCAGACGGUGCUGCGCUCCAUUCUGCCCAUCUGCCUCAUGAUCGUGCUCAACAUCACCAUCAUCGUGGCGCUGCGCAGACGUUUCAACUGGCGCCGGCGGCAGAAGCUCGUCUCGGCCGACGUGUUCGCCGUCUCGAGCGGCCUGCGUCCGAGUCCGCGGCCGCAGCCUGCGUCGGCUUGGCGCGUCCUCACGCGCCAUGCGGGACUCGGACCCGGACCCGGAUCGGGUUGUCAGACGCUGAGCAACGGCCGCCUGGCGGCCGAGGAGGCCGGUUCGGCGGAGCUGGCGCCGGAGCGGCGCGAGACGGCGGUCGGUGACGCGAAGCAGCGUCUGCCGGUGCGGCAUCGGGUCACGAUCAUGUUGGUGGCGGUGAUGAGCGGUUUCGUGUUGCUCGCGUCGCCCGACGCUCUGCUCAGCCUCCUCGGCUGGGGCUACUACGACGCGCCGGAGACGUGGAUCCGCGCCAUCCGCGAGAUCACCGACUGUCUGUUGGUGGUCAAUUCGGACACCAACUUCUUCCUUUACUACAGCCUGAACCCUAAGUUCCGCAACGCCCUGCGCGACAGUCUUCGCCGGCUCGCCUGGCCCCCCCGC